Molecule: messenger RNA, 2361 nt
Organism: Aspergillus uvarum CBS 121591
Lineage: Eukaryota; Fungi; Ascomycota; Eurotiomycetes; Eurotiales; Aspergillaceae
Product: putative actin binding protein
Exons: 4
Coding region: 1-2361 (786 amino acids)
Biological process (GO): regulation of actin filament polymerization
Cellular component (GO): plasma membrane; cortical actin cytoskeleton; site of polarized growth
Molecular function (GO): actin filament binding
Source: RefSeq, a predicted model, not a curated record
AUGGCCACUCUUAACUUGUCCACCAACGGGCCUUCGAUAGCAAAGAGCUACCAGGCCGUGAUCGACUCGGCUCUGCCCGGUUCGAACUCCCCUACUUACGGACAAUGGGUCGUCUUCUCUGUUUCGACCCCUCUUAUCAAUGCCUUUCAGCAAGACUCUGGCAACAAAGAGAGUGUCUUGAAGGUUCAAGAUACCGGAGCUGGUGACCUGGUGGACUUGAUUGAGGAGUUCUCUGAGGGCAAAAUUCAAUUUGCUCUUGUAAAGAUUCUCGAUCCAAACUCGGGGCUCCCUAAGAACGUCCUCAUUGCCUGGUGUGGGGAGGGCGUACCUGAGCGUACUAAGGGGUAUUUUACCAGUCAUCUCGCCGCUGUUUCUAAAUUCCUGCAUGGCUAUCAUGUGCAAAUAACCGCUCGUUCCGAUCAAGACCUGACCGCGGAGGGUAUAAUACAGAAAGUUGGGGAUGCGUCCGGAGCGAAGUAUACCCCGGGAUCAGAUCGGCCUACAUCUACUCCAAAGCCCCCGGUAUCAACUAAACCUGUCUUUAACCCCACACGGACCGGUGGCACUGUUGCGAACAACCCAGCAGUUGCUGCAUCACGAGUGGCUGCAACAAGGAGUGGGGAUGAUGGCUGGGGUCCUGAUGCGCCCCCAGUCACGAGGACUGGUCUUCAAAAAGUCCAGUCAGCUUACAGACCCACCAAGGUGAACAUUCUAGAGCUCAAAGCCGGUGGGCAGUCUGACUCUGGUUUCGCGGUUUCCCGAGACACCGAGGACCGUGACGAAAUUGUCAAAGGUGGCUACAAGCCUAUCGGGAAGGUCGACAUUGCUGCCAUAAGAAGACAAGCACGUGAAGCAGGCAAUCUAGCUGACGAUCGUCCUGAGCCCGUGAAAGGUGCAUAUCAGCCAGUUGGGAAGGUCGAUAUCGCUGCAAUCCGGGCUAAAGCACAGGGUGGAAUCAUUGAUCCCGUCAACGAGCCGACCUCUUUCGAGCCAAGGCCUUUACCGGACAUGACUGGGUCCUCUAAGCCGUCAACUGCAUCCCCUGUUGCGAGCCAAUAUGAACGCCUGACUAGCUUACCAAAACCGAAAGUGGCAAAGAACAUCACUUCAAAUUCCACAUUCGUCGGAACGAAGCCCCCCUUGCCUACCCAAACGUCUCAGGCUACGGCACCGUUAGUGGGCAGUGCGAGUCGUACAUUUGCGGAUGAAGGGGGAAAAACACCCGCACAGCUCUGGUCAGAGCGCAAGGCUAGGGAACGUGGCUCGGCUUUUCACUCAACCUCAUCCAACUCACCGGACGCGGAAAUAAGUGCAUUAACCCACACUGAUGUUGAGUCACCACAGGGCAAUUCCCCCAAGCACCCUGUACAUGUUGCCCAAUCUCGCGAUAUACCACAAUUUUCCGAACAUCCUCUAGGUGCGCAAAAAUCGGAUCGUGGCUUAGACACGGAGUCUGCGCAGGAAAGCACAAAUGUCAAUCCCAGCCACAUGAGUCAGGACGUGUCUGGGAGCUUGAACCAUGAGAAAGAAAUUGUUCCGCCGACUAGCCGCACUGUGCCUGUGCCAGAACUUCCCAGAACUGUCCCGGCGACUGACUCAGAGGAAUCAUAUCAGCCUAGAGGCUUUGAUUCGCUUCCGACGCCUCCUCAGCAGCCUCGGUCUCCUACUCCUCCUACACCUUCAAUGACAGAGCGCGAACUUUCGCCCAUACGUGUGGCUGCUCCUGUUGGUAAAGGACUGACGGAUAUUCAGAGUGAACAACAGUCACCACCUCCUGCACUCCCCACUGAAAGCUUGCAGCAGGCGUUGCCAAAAGAAGAUGACUUGGAAGAUGAUGCGCACGAUAUCGGGCGUGCAACCGCUGAAGCUACUGUGAAUGAGGACUUUCAGCAAAAGGCUAUCCAGGCGGUGGUGCUUUAUGACUACGAGAAAGCAGAGGACAAUGAGAUUGAACUUAAGGAAGGCGAGUUCGUCAACAACGUCGAAACGGUCGACAAGGAUUGGUGGCUGGGGUCUAAUGUCCAAGGUGACAGAGGUCUGUUUCCCAGCAACUAUGUAGAGAUCGUCACAGAUCCGUCGCAGAGCCACGAUGUGGCGGACAGGCAAACUCCUCUGGUCGAUGAAAGAGCUCCGCCCUUGUCCAAUGUUGAACCUGCCCCAUCUACUAUCACCCCUGAACCAGCUGGCGAACCUGUUGCGGUCGCAUUGUACGACUAUGAGGCCGCGGAGGACAAUGAACUGAGCUUCCCCGAGGGUGCUGAGAUAACACAUAUUGAGUUUCCGGAUGAUGACUGGUGGUUCGGCCACUAUGAUGGGAAAACAGGACUAUUCCCUGCGAACUAUGUGCAAAUUGGAAAUUGA